Molecule: messenger RNA, 804 nt
Organism: Dichotomopilus funicola
Lineage: Eukaryota; Fungi; Ascomycota; Sordariomycetes; Sordariales; Chaetomiaceae
Product: peptidase A4 family-domain-containing protein
Exons: 2
Coding region: 1-804 (267 amino acids)
Biological process (GO): proteolysis
Molecular function (GO): glutamic-type endopeptidase activity
Source: RefSeq, a predicted model, not a curated record
AUGAAGUUGCUUUCAAUCUCAUUCGCUACUCUCCUCAACCCGAUCACGACCUUUGCUCUUGCCGCCGAGCCCUCCAAAACCACUAACCGCUCCCGGAUCCUCGACCUCGUCGAGAAUGGAGUGACAGAGCGGACUUCUCGGGGCCCCGCCGCAGUCCAUGGGACUCAGAACUGGUCCGGUGGUGUUGCCACGAAUGUAGCGUUUUAUUCCGUUCAUGUCGAUAUGACCAUUCCGGAACUCCGCCUGCCGGAGGGUGGUGACCCCAGCACCUUAUACGGCCUCUCAGCGUGGGUGGGUAUUGAUGGCACAGAUUACUGCCCCUCAGACAUGCUGCAGACUGGCGUUGAUAUGUACCUCAAGAAUGGCGUGGCGACUUACAUCCCUUGGUUCCAGUGGUACCCUGGCAACCACAUGUAUCUUCGUGACACCAUCAUUACCGCAGGCGAUACUGUCCGGUUGUCCGUUGGCACAAGUCCAAGGGAUAUGUCGAGGUAUUUCUUCACGGUUUCGAACUAUAGGACCGGGGGGGAGAGUAGGAUGGAAACGAACAACACACACGUGCUGCUUUGCGGGUUCACAACCGAGUUCAUUGUCGAGGACUUUUGGAACACAGAUCGGCUUCCGUUAGUGGAUUUUGGCAACAUCAAGUUCACAAGUACCAUAUCCGAAGUGGAAGGCGGUAUCGCGGGCGGCAUGGAAGGGCUCAAGCUGUUAGAAGUGGAGGAGGAGGGAACUGAGCGCAAGCCCAUCCACUGCACCAACGAUGGCGUCACCUUGAGUUGCGACUACCAAACAAGCAACUAG